UUUAGUGCUGCACACAUUUGUUUUGUUUACGAAGGCAGAGAAGCUAGCCCAACUAGCCACAAACUCAAAGCUACAACGUAUUUUAAGAUUAAGUGCCUCUGAAUUGUCACUAAAAUAGAGAAAAAAAUGAAACCUGCAGUGGACGAGAUGUUUCCUGAAGGAGCUGGACCCUACGUGGAUCUGGACGAGGCAGGAGGCAGCAGCGGCCUGCUAAUGGACCUGGCAGCCAAUGAAAAAGCAGUCCACUCUGAUUUCUUUAAUGACUUUGAGGAUCUUUUCGAUGACGAUGACCUGCAGUGACAACAAUGCUUGAACACCUCCAUUAUUGUAUGAUUGUGUACAUUAAAAAAAAAAAAAUUGUGUAAAUGGGCUUUUUUGGACUACACGUUCUCUCUUAUUUGUACAGCCCCC
Messenger RNA from Toxotes jaculatrix (banded archerfish), 411 nucleotides. It is a transcript of the gene cops9, whose product is annotated as COP9 signalosome subunit 9. Gene Ontology annotation, biological process: negative regulation of protein neddylation. The record is from RefSeq and is a predicted model, not a curated record. Lineage: Eukaryota; Metazoa; Chordata; Actinopteri; Toxotidae. The transcript has 3 exons. The coding region runs from base 127 to 300 and encodes 57 amino acids.